This is a messenger RNA of Acipenser ruthenus (sterlet), 2248 nucleotides long. RefSeq names its product MFSD2 lysolipid transporter B, sphingolipid. Gene Ontology annotation, molecular function: sphingolipid intramembrane carrier activity; symporter activity. The record is from RefSeq and is a predicted model, not a curated record. NCBI's taxonomy places the organism in Eukaryota, Metazoa, Chordata, Actinopteri, Acipenseriformes, Acipenseridae. The coding region runs from base 87 to 1688 and encodes 533 amino acids. Gene Ontology annotation, cellular component: membrane. Gene Ontology annotation, biological process: carbohydrate transport. The transcript is spliced from 15 exons.
ACCAAGGUGCCUUAGGCUCUCAGGUUUCCCCUCCCUAUGCCAAGCCACCUCCAAGUUACUCAUAUUAAAAAGAGCCAUUGAGAGAGAUGGCUAGAGGAAAGGGAGCCACAGAGUGUUCAUCUGACAAACUGAUCAAACCCCCAGACUUGCAACUUAGCAAAGACACACACCAGAUUCAUCAAGACAGUAGACUUUCUGUAUGUAACAAGUUAUGUUUUGCAAUUGGAGGAGCUCCAAACCAGGUGACCGGAAGUGCCACAGGCUUUUUCCUGCAGAUCUAUUUGCUUGACGUUGCACAAAUUAGCCCAUUCCAAGCUUCCUUGGUGCUGUUUAUUGGAAAGGCAUGGGGGGCUGUAACUGAUCCUGUCGUAGGUUUCUUUAUCAGUAAAAGUAAAUGGACCAAGAUCGGGAGACUUAUGCCCUGGAUGGUGGGCUGCACUCCUUUCGUGGUGGUCUCCUAUUUCUAUCUGUGGUAUGUUCCUCCGUUCCAUUCAUGGAAGUUCAUGUGGUACCUGGGGUUCUAUUGUCUUUACCAAACCAUGAUAACAUGUUUUCACGUGCCUUACUCGGCCCUCACCAUGUUCCUCAGUACAGAUCAGAAGGAGAGGGACUCAGCUACUGCCUACAGAAUGACCAUGGAGGUGUUCGGCACUCUGAUUGGAGCUGCGAUCCAGGGACAGAUAGUAGCCAGCGCUCAUGCCUCAAAACACUGUCGCCUCUACAACGUGUCUACAGAAGCACCUGGAAAUGGCAGUGAAGACUCACACAACUUGCACAGCACCAUCAACCCUGCCUUAACUCAAGAAUUCCUCUCUCAUGCAAAAGAAGUCUACAUGAUUGCUGCUGGUGUGAUAGGAGUGGUGUUCCUACUGUGCACAGCAGUUCUGUUCUUGGGAGUAAAGGAAAAAGAUGAUCCCUAUGCAUUGAAGACAGACAAGCCAAUUCAAUUUCUCAAAGGGUUUAAACUGGUGAUGCAGUACAGACCUUACAUUCAACUGACGGCAGCAUUUCUCUUCAUAUCAGUUGCUAUACAGCUGGUGCAGAGCAACUUUGUCCUGUUUUGUACCUACGCUGUGGACCUCCGAGAUCACUUUCAGAACAUUGUGUUGACACUCCUGAUGUCUGCUGCUAUAAGUAUACCACUAUGGCAGUGGUUUCUGCAGAGGUUUGGCAAGAAGACGGCAGCCUACUGUGGCAUUUCAUGGAUAAUACCAUUUACAGUUAUGCUGGUUUGCUUCCCGAAUCUCAUUGUGGCCUAUGUGGUGGCUGUUUCGUCUGGACUUAGUGUUGCUGCCUCUCUGUUGUUGCCAUGGUCAAUGCUACCAGAUGUAGUCGAUGACUUCAGAUUAAUAAAUCCACACUCAAAGGGACAUGAAGCUAUCUUCUAUUCAUUCUAUGUAUUCUUCACUAAAUUUGCUACUGGGAUUUCAUUGGGAGUUUCCACACUGUGUCUCGAGUUUGCUGGCUAUGACACAGGAGCUUGUAAACAGCCACCUGGCGUGGCUUACGUCCUGAAGCUCCUGAUUGGAGCAGUUCCUGUAGUGUUUAUAGUCACUGGGUUAAUUGUUCUUCUGUUGUACCCAAUCACUGAGGAGGUUAGGAUAAAGAACAAGCAAUCACUCAGGGGGCUCAGAAAGCAUGGUGACAAUUCAGGAAGUCGAGCAAAUGAAGAGAGAAGUAUUGCAUAACAUCCUUGGAUAACAGAAUAUAUUGGAAACCUCACAUUCCAGGCUACCUGGGAUAUGCUACAUACUUGGUGUAUAUUACACUGCAAACAAAUUCAACUGAUAUUACAGUAUCAUUAAAGAUUUCAGUGCUGUAUUGUUUAUAAUUGUUUAACAGUUAAAUAUAUCUAUAGAUUUAUAAUUUAAAUUAAUGAAUGUAUUUCCUAUUUUUUAAAUUAUUAUUUAGGUAAAAUAUAUUUUCAAGUUAUUACAGGGAAUGAUUACAUUGUAUUGAUAUGGAAUAAAUUAAGCUGUUUUUAAAAAAGUAGUACAACCCAACAAACUGAUAAGAUUAUUUCAGUGAGAAUUUUAUAAUGAAAGACCAUACUUUUGGUUUCAUACUAUUUGACUGUAUUUGACAGACUAACAGGGGUAUAUAUGUGCUAUAUGACAAGUUGUAUUGAUCUUUUGAAGAUUUGAUUUAUUGCUGAAAGACAUGUUUCCUUUAUAAUAAGAUUAAACUUACAUUCUUUCAAACAUCUUAGUUCUUGGAUUUUAUAUAUAUAUAUAUAUAUAUAUAUAUA